AUGAGACUUGGAACGUUUCUGCUCGGCCUUGUCUGCCUCCUAGGUGGAUUGGUUUCAGCCGAUACGGAAAUAGUGAAUUUCCAUCUUCCUUUACGUGGUCUUUCACAAGCAGAGACUAGCAAGGGUACAUUGGCGAACGCAGAGGUGACGACGUUAUAUCCUUCCAACCCGUUGCUGUUCAAUCUAUCUUCAUCUGAUCCUGAAAAACACUUCCAACUGAAUUUAAACGGAAACGGGCAUAAAUCAUGGACGAUAAGAGCUUCAUAUCCUGGAUCUUCCCCAGUCAAAUUGAAAAUGAUUGAACCCAAUUCGAAAUUCCAAUUCUCAAUUACCGGUCAAGCUUUAUCACCUAGGAUGAAUCAUUCAUUCCUUCAACAAUACAUCGUCAAGUAUCUUCCCACAGAUACUGACCCGACAAAGGUAGAUCGACUGGAAGAUUUCGAUACUGUCAUUUCGAUCGUUCUAGAACCGUUGAUAUUGGGUAUAAUACCUCAAACUGCUUUACCUACUAUUGCAAUCGUACUUGUCUUUGUUCUGGGUGCUGGAACCAUCCUACCGUACGUUAUUAUAUCUAUCGAGAAAGGACUGGCCUGGUCGGAUGUCAAUGCUCAAAGUAGAAAGAUAGAAUGA
This is a messenger RNA of Kwoniella shivajii, 630 nucleotides long. RefSeq lists its product as uncharacterized. The coding region runs from base 1 to 630 and encodes 209 amino acids. The transcript is spliced from 3 exons. Lineage: Eukaryota; Fungi; Basidiomycota; Tremellomycetes; Tremellales; Cryptococcaceae. The record is from RefSeq and is a predicted model, not a curated record.